AUGGCUGAUGAUUCACAAACAUCGGGAGGAACUACUGGUAAUACUAAUUCAACUUCUGGACCAGUGCCAACUUCAUCCUCUGAAUAUAUCAAAUUGCGGGUUGUAGGACAGGACUCGAAUGAGGUACAUUUUCGUGUGAAAUUUGGCACAAGCAUGGGGAAACUGAAAAAGUCUUACGCAGAUCGAAUGGGUGUCGAUGUUGGUUCACUGCGCUUUUUAUUUGAUGGACGGCGAAUUAAUGAUGAAGAUACUCCUAAGACACUGGAAAUUGAGGAGGAUGAUAUAAUUGAAGUUUACCAAGAGCAAGUUGGUGGUCGCUUUGCUCAUUGA
This is a messenger RNA of Acanthocheilonema viteae, 330 nucleotides long. Lineage: Eukaryota; Metazoa; Nematoda; Chromadorea; Rhabditida; Onchocercidae. The record is from the annotation of a GenBank genome assembly.